Molecule: messenger RNA, 738 nt
Organism: Ochlerotatus camptorhynchus
Lineage: Eukaryota; Metazoa; Arthropoda; Insecta; Diptera; Culicidae
Exons: 4
Coding region: 1-738 (245 amino acids)
Source: RefSeq, a predicted model, not a curated record
AUGGCCAUCCAACCCGGUGAAAAUUUCUGCAACAACCUUAAGAAGUACGUUGGCAAGAUAACCCUCCCCGGCCAUGAAGGAUUAGCAAACCACGUGAUGGUAUUUAUGCUGGUUGGUUUCCCGAAAAAAAAAUUACAUUGGAAGCAAGUGGUAGGCUACUUUUUUACUGGUGAUUCGAUUCAACACGGAACAAUAAAAUCAAUAUUAUAUAACAUCAUCCGAAGAACCGAAUCGUGCGGUCUUCAUGUACAUGCGGUUGUUAGUGAUUGUAGUGGAACCAACAAAAGACUUUGGAACGACUGUGGAGUUCAGCAUGCAAGAGGAAAAGUGUUGAGUAAUAAGCCAAUCCCUCAUCCGGUAGAUGCCUCUCGUACACUCGAACUGCUACCAGAUAGUGUCCACGUAUGCAAGUGUAUGAUACAAGGUUGGAUUGCUAAUCGUAUAAUCGAGUUGGACGAACAAGUAGCAUAUGAAAAUGGUCUCUUCUCCAGGGUAGCUGACAUUACUCAUCUACAAGAGCUUGUUACUUACGAGCAAAACUGUGACCUUAAGAUGGCUUGUGGACUAAAGCUGGAGGAUGUAAAUUUCGAUCGAAACAGCUCAAACUUCGAGAAAAUGAAAGUAAAGAACUCCACAAACUAUGUGAAUCAUGGCGUAGCAGCUGCUCUGAGGGUUUUCACCGAAGAAACCGAGUCGGUGCGAAAAUUCAAAGUAAACCUUGGCAAUCAGCAGCAGUAA